AUGCCACGAAGAUCUACUAAUCCAAGCGAUCUAGUUCACAUUUUCCGUAAUGCGCGAAAAAAUUUGGAGCGUGGUAAUUUCGAAAGCUCAGUAGGAUUGUACUUGCUUGGCUAUGUGAAAUGCAAUUCGCAUUUCAUCCACACCGCAUAUGCGUCAUUGCCACAAUUCAUCGAGCUUUUCCCGAAAUGCGGCAAAAUCUUCGUGAUCGUCUUGAAAGCUUAUAGCAGUGUGGUAACGAACGCCACGUUUAACAAUUGUUUGAAAUUAUGCGAUGAAGCGAUGAGGCGUGCGACACUCGACGACACCGAUCGAAUAGUUCUUCGCAUUAUAUAUUGCAAUUUGAUCUCGAUGCCAUUCUCCCAAUGGCACCUUAAAAUGGUCAAUGACAAAAAUCGAAAUGAAAUGUUCCAUGAAGCCGUGCGAAAAUGUAUCAAAACCGAAUCCGAUGUAGUUAUUGACAUUGGAAGUGGAACUGGAUUGUUAUCGAUACUUGCAGCGAGGUAUUCAAAAAAUGUGUUUGGAAUUGAGGAAAAUACAGUGUUGCACAAUUUAGCGAAAGAGGUUGUCGAGCGAAAUUCAGUCGAACAACGGAUUACACUUCAUAAUUGCAAUUCGAACCAAUUUUCGGGCAAAAAGGCUGAUAUAAUUAUUGCGGAAUUGCUCGAUUGUUGCGUUUUUGGCGAAAAAAUUGUCGAAACUCUUAUUGAUGCUCAUCAACGCCUCGCAACGCCUACAACAAUUAUAAUACCUUCAAAUGCCACAAUAUUUGUUCGGCUUUUCCGAAGCUCAAAAGUUUUUGCAACACACGCCAAUGGAAUAUAUCGUUCAAAAUUCGUGAGAACUGAAAAACCUGCCGAGGAGCCUUAUUGGCCAUGCACUCUUCAAGAUUAUCCCGAUAUUCAAUUUCUUAGUGAACCAAUUCCAGUAUUGAGCUUAAAUUUUAGUUUGGAAGAAUUGUUGAAUGUUAAAAACUUGUCGAAAAUUCUUAGAAUUGAAGUUGAAGAAGAUGGCGAAGCUCAUGGAGUAAUCGCAACAUUCAGGGCGAAUCUCACACCUGAUGGCUCGUGCUCAUUAGAUUCAAGCGAAAACUCGCAUUGGGACGCCGCUGUAUUUCCUUUCGCCGAACCUCUACCCGUGAUUAAAGGCGCAUCAGUUGAAGCGAAAAUAUCCGUUAGCGACCAUCGAUUUGACCUCGAAGUUGCCCACAAAACUAAUAAUGGUCCUUAUAAAGUCGUUCCAAUGGAAGUUAUUGCGCUGAGAAAUGAUGAAAAGCUUAUGAAAAAUUUCGAGAAACUUCGAAAAGAUGUUGGAGAUGAGAAGUAUUUGCUGAAUAUGACGAAAUGCUGCGAUUUUGGAGUUGAGUAUGGAACACGUGAAAGUUUUACGCGCGAUUUUACUCAUCUUGCAACAACUCUUGUCAAAGGCGAUGGAAGCUGGGAUCCACUAGCAUUUAUGAGGCUCGAAGGGGCCAUUCAGAUGCUCGCAAAAUUAAAGAAAAUUGCUCCAAGUCGUUUAAAAAUCAUCGGUCGGCUAUUCUCGUCGGAACGAGUUGAUCGCGAAUCUCGAAUCUGCUCGAACUCCCAUUGUGGAAUCGAUUUGUCAACAAUUUCAAUGUAUAAUUUGAGAGAAAGCCGAGAAAUUUAUAUAGAAGAUCGACCGGACAUUCAAUGGGAGUCGCAAGAGUUUGACAUUUUCGAGUUUGAGUUCAAACUGGAGAAUAUUGCAAAAUAUCGGACAAUUUCGAAGAAAUUCACGGUGAAUUGCGAACCGAAAACUGAGAAAAUUGAUGGAGUCAUCUAUGAAUUUGAAAUUGACGGCGAGCGAAAUAUUAAAUCGAGACCGAUGGCCGCAUUUCUUUUCGAAAAUCGCGUUUCGCUUCAACAAAAAUCGAUUGAGCUGAUAUUUGACAUGUACGCAGGUGAAAUUCUCAUUUCUCAAGUGUAG
This is a messenger RNA of Caenorhabditis bovis, 1944 nucleotides long. NCBI's taxonomy places the organism in Eukaryota, Metazoa, Nematoda, Chromadorea, Rhabditida, Rhabditidae. The record is from the annotation of a GenBank genome assembly.